AUAUCAAUCUCAAAAAUGGCUGAUUCAUCAGCAUUUCACCUGCUUUUCCUGCUGUUCUGCUUCUUGCUUGUUGCCACUGGUGAUGCAGGGUACAGGCACCCCCGGCAGCCUCUAGACGCGAGGCUCAGAGAUUUGAUGAGUCGAAUGACACUCGAGGAGAAGAUAGGCCAGAUGACACAGAUUGCAAAAGAAGUAGCAUCACCUCAGAUCAUCAAGAAGCACCACAUUGGCAGCAUUUUGAUCAGCCCGGGAGGUGAGCCGGCCGUCCAUGCCUCUGCUGAGGCAUGGAUGGACAUGGCUGACAGUUUUCAAGAAGGCGCUCUCUCUACUCGCCUCGGGAUCCCUCUUAUCAUAGGCGUGGACGCGCUUCAUGGCCACAACAACGCGUACAACGCCACCAUUUUCCCUCACAAUGUUGGCCUUGGAGCUACUAGAGAUCCGCAGCUCGUGCAGAGGAUCGGAGCUGCAACUGCCCUUGAAGUCAGGGCUACCGGGAUACAAUACACUUUCGCCCCUUGCAUCGCGGUUUGUCGUGACCCGAGAUGGGGCCGUUGCUACGAGAGCUACAGCGAAGAUCCUAAAAUCGUGCGGGAAAUGACAGAGAUUGUACCUGGCUUGCAAGGCUACUUGCCAGCUGAGUACCAGAGAAACUUCCCAUAUGUGAAUGGAAGUGAAAAAAUCGCGUCUUGCGCUAAGCACUUUGUGGGAGAUGGAGGGACGAUUGAUGGGAUCGAUGAGUACAACACGGUUAUAGACUGGGAUGGCCUAAAGAGCAUCCACAUGCCUGCGUAUGUCGACUCAAUCAGAAAGGGCGUUGCCACGAUCAUGAUCUCGUAUUCUAGCUGGAACGGGAAGAAGAUGCAUACUAACUAUGAUCUCAUCACUGGAUACCUCAAGAAUGAGUUGAAGUUCAAGGGAUUUGUGAUCUCAGAUUCGGAGGGGCUUGAUCGUAUCACAACCCCUCCUCGUGCCAACUACACUUACUCGGUCGAAGCUGCUAUCAAUGCAGGAAUAGACAUGGUGAUGGUGCCUUACACGUACCUCGAGUUCAUCAACGAGCUGACUUCUCUGGUGUCGAAAGGGGUGGUCUCAAUGAGCAGGAUUGAUGAUGCUGUUGAGAGGAUACUGAGGGUCAAGUUCAUCAUGGGACUAUUUGAGCAGCCGUUGUCUGAUCGUACGAUGGUGAAGCAUCUGGGAAGCCAGGAGCACAGACGGAUAGCUCGGGAAGCUGUGAGGAAAUCACUAGUGCUGUUGAAGAAUGGUAAGGAUGUGAGUAAGCCUCUGCUUCCUCUGCCAAAGAAUGCGCGGAGGCUGCUCGUUGCAGGCAGCCACGCCGACGACAUUGGUAGGCAGUGUGGAGGGUGGACUAUGGAUUGGCAAGGACAAUCUGGUAAUAUCACAAAAGGUACAAGUAUUUUAUCUGGUGUGAGGGAUGCUGUUGAUCAAGAAACUGAGGUUGUGUACAUUGAGAAUCCGGAGAAGGCGGUUGUUGCCUCGUCUAACUUCUCCUUUGCGGUCGUGGUGGUGGGGGAGGAGCCUUACUCGGAGUACGAAGGCGAUAGCAAGGAUUUGAGGCUGAGUGAGGUGUGCUACAGCACGAUUUCUAACGUGUGUGGCGUUGUAGAGUGUGUUGUGGUAGUCGUCUCUGGCCGGCCUGUUGUGAUGGAGCCUUUCGUCGAUGAGAUGGAUGCGUUGGUGGCUGCUUGGCUACCCGGGAGUGAGGGUGGGGGUGUGGCUGAUGUUCUGUUUGGUGACUAUGGUUUAAGUGGUAAGUUGCCGCGGACAUGGUUCAGGCGGGUCGAGCAGCUUCCAAUGAACAAGGGCGACGCACAUUAUGAUCCGUUGUUUGGGUUCGGAUUCGGGCUCACAACCAUGGCUAGUGAUGGAGUUGGAGUGGCGGCAGAGUAGAUGUUUCUUGAGGAUGUAGAUGUUGUGUUGUGUGGGCUUAGAGUUCUCACUUGAGUGAGGUGGUUUUGUGUUUUAUGUGUGAAUGUUGCAUUUUACCAUACAUAUAAAAGAGAUCGACCAUUCUACACUUA
Salvia hispanica is the source of this 2039-nucleotide messenger RNA. RefSeq lists its product as uncharacterized. NCBI's taxonomy places the organism in Eukaryota, Viridiplantae, Streptophyta, Magnoliopsida, Lamiales, Lamiaceae. Gene Ontology annotation, molecular function: beta-glucosidase activity. Gene Ontology annotation, biological process: glucan catabolic process. The record is from RefSeq and is a predicted model, not a curated record.